This is a messenger RNA of Aspergillus oryzae RIB40, 1185 nucleotides long. RefSeq lists its product as uncharacterized. NCBI's taxonomy places the organism in Eukaryota, Fungi, Ascomycota, Eurotiomycetes, Eurotiales, Aspergillaceae. The transcript is spliced from 4 exons. Bases 1 to 1185 code for a protein of 394 amino acids. Gene Ontology annotation, cellular component: membrane. The record is from RefSeq and is a predicted model, not a curated record. Gene Ontology annotation, molecular function: transmembrane transporter activity. Gene Ontology annotation, biological process: transmembrane transport.
AUGUAUGCCCUUUCGACAGAAUGCACUCUUCUCAUUUCAGGAGCCGUGUCGGACGCUAGCAUUUUCUGCAUGGCCUGUCUCCUCUCGGCAACAGGAACUCAACUGAUUCUCUUUCGUGUCAUUUCAGGUCUAGCAACCUCACUUUGUCUUCCGUCUGCCAUGAGCCUAAUUAGUGAGUACUUCCCCGCGGGUAUGUUGCGCAACCUUGCGUUUGCGUUCAUGGGGGCUAUCGCUAAUACCUUUGCUGUCCUCUCAUCGUGGUGGAAAAUUCCCCGCAGUCAAGCCGGAGACGUUUCCUGGCAUAUGCUGGUGUUUGGUAUUGAUUGGGUCGGGGCAGUCGCUGCUAGUGCGGCCCUAGGCCUACUUUCCUAUGCUUUAUCGUCAGUUCCCCUGGCCCCACCCUAUCGGGACAUAAAUAAAGCGCAUGAGGCAUCAACCAUAAUCUGCUUUUCGUUGUCUGGUGAUUUACUUAUCUUCUUUGUCCUCUGGCAAAGCUUCCAAGAGCGCCGCAACAAGCCUACAUUGAUCUGGAACUCACUCUGGAAGAACCUUGCCUUCACAUGUAUCUGUGUGAACGAAUUCAUGAUCUGGGGUGCGUUCAACGCCUUCGAACAGGUAAUCAACCUCUUCUUCCAGAACGUACAGGAUCUUUCACGCGUCGAGACGGCCAUCCGAUUCAUCCCAACACCUAUCACAGGCCAACUUACCGCCCUCACAACACGAUUCGUCUUACACAGAUGUCGCGCCGACGCCAUCAUCAAUAUCACCACUAUCAUAUCUUGUGUCUCGCCGCUGAUCAUGGCCUUGGUGAAUCCGACAUGGGUCUACUGGCGCUGUGCAUAUGUAGCGAUCUGUCUGAAGUCAAUUACCGCUGACUCCCUGUUCACUGUGUCCAUUAUCCUCAUUGCAGGUGUCUUCCCUGCCGAAACGCAAGGGCUGGCAGCCGGUGUGUUCAAUACAGUUUCCCAGAUCGGGACGAGUUUCGGUCUGGCGAUCGUCGCGUUGAUCUCUAAUCAGGUCACUGACCAGCAGUCACAAAUCGAGGAUAAGGGCAGCCCUGAGGCAUUGAUUGUGGGAUACCGUGCGGCGUUCUGGACAUUGUUUGGGAUGAAUGUAGCAAGUCUGGUGGUUAUUUUGUUUGAGUUACGAAAGGUGGGCAAUAUUGGGAAGAAGAAAACGCAGUAG